AUGACAAGUCUGUUGAAAGCCCAAACUUCAAUGGUUGACUCUAUCAUUAAUGCAAUAAAACAAGAUGAGAUCGGCAAUCAACGAAAGAUACUAGAGAUCUCAGAAAUGGUUGAGAAAAUAAAUAAUGAUGUGGCUAAAGAGUCUUCCCAGUUAAAAAACUCACAGCUUGUCGGACUCUUGUCAACGUACCUGGUAUUCUCCGCAAUGAACCUGCAGAAAGUAGAGUCGGAAAUCAUUAGUGUACUUACCGAUACAUAUAAUGGCAAAAUAAGUCCACUUUUACUGUCUCCUCAUCAAUUGAGAGAAGAAAUUAACAUAAUCAAGGCUAAUCUUCCAAUUUCGCACGCUUUACCAACGGACGAUGAGAACUUGAUUGAGCUCUAUAAACUUAUGAGCGUCAAGGGUGCAGUGACAAAGCAUGAAGUCAUCUUCGAGGUCAAGAUACCCUUAGUCAAUCAACAGUUUUUUGAGCUAUUCAAGGCAGUACCCGUUCCAACAAUAAGGAAUGGCACUCUAAUAGCCAUUAACCCAGAAAAGUCAUACUUGGCUACAGAUGCUCACCGAGACGAAUACAUACUUUUCCAACCUGAGGACAUAUCGAGAUGCCUUAAACCAAAGAAUGACGAAUACAUCGGUAGAAAUCAGCGGUCCAAACUCCAGAGGAACGCAGUCGCCAACCCCUGUGAAGUCAAUAUCUUUAAUAAUCAUUCGACAGCCAAUUGCAAUCUCAACAAGAUUAUUGGAUCUACAGUAUGGACCCAAUUGCAUCAUCAAAAUAGAUGGAUCUUCGCUACUACUGUCGAUGUUGAAUCUUCUAUUGUAUGCGGUACGGAGAGAAAUCUUAUCAUCAUCAAGAAUGCCGGAAUAAUGGAGAUAGGUUCCAACUGUGUCAUGAAGAACCAUUUUGUUACCAUACAUGGACAUUUUGAACCCUCAAAUAGCAUACAAACUUCAUAUGUGAGAUUAAAAAACAUCCAUUCUAUAAGUCCACCACAGGAAAUAGAAAAGAUUCUAACGCUCACGAACAAUACUUCUUACAAGAUUCAUCUGGAAGUAUUGGAUAAUAUACAACGGCAGUUGAAUGAAUCAACUCUUAAAUAUUUGCACACAACUUAUCCACUCCACCAGUCUUCACCAUCAUGCAGUUAG
Molecule: messenger RNA, 1149 nt
Organism: Musca domestica (house fly)
Lineage: Eukaryota; Metazoa; Arthropoda; Insecta; Diptera; Muscidae
Exons: 1
Coding region: 1-1149 (382 amino acids)
Source: RefSeq, a predicted model, not a curated record